Molecule: messenger RNA, 1213 nt
Organism: Notothenia coriiceps (black rockcod)
Lineage: Eukaryota; Metazoa; Chordata; Actinopteri; Perciformes; Nototheniidae
Gene: rnaseh2a
Product: ribonuclease H2, subunit A
Exons: 8
Coding region: 86-997 (303 amino acids)
Biological process (GO): mismatch repair; DNA replication, removal of RNA primer
Cellular component (GO): ribonuclease H2 complex
Molecular function (GO): RNA binding; RNA-DNA hybrid ribonuclease activity
Source: RefSeq, a predicted model, not a curated record
UAUUUCAAGGCGCGCCAAAUCUGCAUCAGACAUAAACAACACGUAGUUGUGAACAGCAUCGAUAACGUCUAAAAGGCCUGCUGUCAUGGACCUCAGCCCCUUUGAAUCGGACAACUCUGUGAGCUGCCGCCUGGCCUCUGAGAUCCCGGAUGUCUGCCGGACUGAGGACUGCUGUCUGGGCAUCGAUGAGGCGGGCAGGGGGCCUGUGCUGGGGCCCAUGGUGUAUGGAAUAUGUUUCUGUCCAGUUUCCAAAAAGCAGGAGCUGAAGGACUCGAAAGUGGCAGAUUCAAAGACUCUUAACGAGGUAGAAAGAGAUAAUCUUUUCCAAAAAAUUGAUGAGUCCAAAAGUUACAUAGGCUGGGCUCUGCAGAUCCUCUCCCCGAACACCAUCUCAACCAGCAUGUUACAGAGGACAAAAUACAACUUGAACGCCAUCUCACAUGAUACAGCAAUUGAUCUAGUACAGUAUGCCUUGGACAGUGGAGUACAGCUUAAAGAGGUGUUUGUGGACACAGUCGGCCCAGCUGAUAAAUAUGAGGACAAACUCUCAAAGCGGUUUCCAGGUAUCGAUGUGACUGUGAGGCCGAAGGCUGACUCCCUCUUCCCCAUCGUCAGUGCAGCCAGUAUCUGUGCCAAGGUUAGUGACCACCAGCCAAAGGGAUCUCAGUUCUUCAGUGAUGUCUUUGUUACUUCAGGCCCUGGUUUUUCAGAUCCGAAGACUAAAGCGUGGAUGCUGAAGUACCUGGAUCCAGUGUUUGGUUACCCUCAGUUCGUUCGAUUUAGCUGGAGCACUGCCCAAACCCUGAUGGACAGCAAGGGCGUGACGGUCCACUGGGAUGAUGAUGACGAGGAUGGGGAGAAAGGGGCUCAGCGUCAGAACAACAAAUCCAUGUUGGCUUACUUCAGUGCAUCAGCUGGAGGUAAAGACCAAAAAUCGACUCACCAGACACACCGCUUCUUCACUGAGCGGCGGCUGAAGAGCCUCGAUGCACUCUGAAGACAACACAGUAGAGGAAACACACACACAGGCAGGAAAUCACAAGCUCUUUGUGGUAUUUCCAUGUGCGGCACAAACAGAAAUUGAUAUGGACUUUAAUGCAACACUGCAGACCUUUUUAUGUUUGUAUCACCAAUCCAGACUCAAAUUAAGGUCUAUCUUUAUUUGUCACUUUUGUAUUUGUUUUUUUAUACAUAAAAAUAAUGUUAAUAACAA